This is a messenger RNA of Chrysoperla carnea, 2973 nucleotides long. RefSeq lists its product as uncharacterized. The record is from RefSeq and is a predicted model, not a curated record. Gene Ontology annotation, molecular function: glycine transmembrane transporter activity. Gene Ontology annotation, cellular component: mitochondrial inner membrane; mitochondrion. NCBI's taxonomy places the organism in Eukaryota, Metazoa, Arthropoda, Insecta, Neuroptera, Chrysopidae. The transcript is spliced from 15 exons. Gene Ontology annotation, biological process: glycine import into mitochondrion. Bases 11 to 2743 code for a protein of 910 amino acids.
UUCUGAGUUAAUGAACAAAUAUCCAAUUCUAAGUGAAUUUGAAGUUAAAUUUCCAAUUCCAAGUGAAUCGGAAAAAAAAGUUCGCAUAAAAGGGCCACAUAAAAAACCACAAAUAAAAGGACCACCCGGAAAAGGCGAAAAUAUGAAUGAAGUAACGAUCAAUUUACCAAGUUUGGUCGACUUAGCGUUGGGACAUCCCGAGGUGGGUGCUGUUAAUUUUAAUAUUAUGCAAUGUAUAAUGCAUGCCAUGUUGAAAGAAACAGGAUUACAAAAUACAGAACUUGAAUUUCAUGGCGAAGAUGCAACCCGUAUUAAAUUGUUGGAAAAAAUUCAUCCAGUACAAUCACAGUAUAUUUUAUCUGAUUAUGAAAUUUCUGAAAAAGAAAAAAAUGAUCAACCAAAAAAACGUAAAAUUAGUGUUCAACCAGUACAAAAGUUGGAUGAUUUGGAAGACAAAGUUAAUAAGAUAAAUGAUACAUUAUAUCAAUUGCUUAAAAUGCCCACUGAUGAAACAGUUAUUAAUGCUGUGCAGAGUAUGGGAACAGGUGGUACUGGCGUUACUGGAAGCGAAAGCGAACGAACUUCACGCAUAGCCAACGAAAGUGGGAUAUUACCAACACCUACAAAUUUGUGGCAUUUAUUAACAGUUGAAAAAAGAGUGGAAGCUGCCGAAGAAGGAAUUGAUAAACUAACAAGUUUAAUUGAAACACUCGUAACGCAAAAUAGUUGUGGCAGAAGUGCUAUAUUAAAUGAAAAAGAGAUGGAUCAAUAUAAGGAAAAAAUAUCUAAAGCCACUUUAAAGGACAUUCAAACGACAUGCCAAUUAGAUAACCACGACCAAAUGUUCAACAACAUCGCCGAGCAUUUAAACGCCUUAACUGAACGAAUUAUGCAUCUAGAAACUAGAUAUGUAGAAGUAGUGGGAUAUGACCCAUCUAAUGCAGCUUCAGGGGCCAGUGGCAGUGUAUCUACGGAUGCCUUGGAUACUCAUUCGUCCGCCGCAACUAAAAGUCAAGAUACUAAUAAAUACCUGAAUUUAGACGAUGACUCUGAUCAAAUGGAAGAAAUGGUAGAAAGAGAAUUAUUACCCAUAGACACAAAAUCUGGAGGUACGGAGAAAAAGGGGACUAAUAAAAGGAGUCUCACAGAAAUAACUUUGGAGGAAUUAUUGGGAAGGAAAGGUUCAUUAAUUAACGCAUUAACUGAAAUUGAUUAUUUAAAAAACGAGUUCAACAAAAUUAAAAGCCAAAUGUCAGAAGUAAUUGUGCAAGUAGGAGAAAAACAAGAAAAAGUUGAUACACAAGAUGCUUUGGAAUCAAUUUGUAAAAAAAUUGAACCGUGUUUGGAAAAGGUCCGCGAACAAAUUACACAACUUGAUAGCAUGUUUCAUAAUCAAGUAGAUGAGAUACAACAUCAAAUAGCAAAUAUAGAACUUGAAUUAGGAGUCAUACUUGAAAAAGUUAAUUCUGUUGGCGGAAGUGGGGGAGAACCUGGAGAUGCAGGAGGCUUUACUGAUGUUUAUAAUAAACUGGCUAGAAUUCAAAAUGAGUUAGCACAAAUUACAUCUCUUACAAGUAACCUUCAAGAAGAUAAAGAUGAGAAAGAAGCCAAAAUAGAAGCAUUAAUGGAAUCCAUUGACUUUUUGAAAUCGAUUAAAGCUGAUAAAGAAGAAAUUGAAGAUGCACUAGCUAACAAAGCAGAUCAACAACAUGUGAAUCGCAAAGUAUCGCAUGAUCAAUUCGAUGCAGCGUGUGACGAUUUAAGUCGCAACUUAGAAGAUGCUUUAUUAAAACUUACACAGCAAGAAGAAUUUUGGAAUGAGACCUUAGAAGCAAUUCAAAAUGAAAUUGAAAAUAAAUUAGAUAGAACUGAUAUUCAACCGUUGCACGAUUUUGUUACUGAGUACCCUGUGCUCAAAUCAUUCAUUGCUGGUUCAUUCUCUGGAACUUUCUCUACAAUCCUAUUCCAACCUUUGGAUUUAGUUAAAACUCGUUUACAAAAUCCAGUAGCAAACUCAAUUGGCCGGCCAGGAAAUGCAGGAAUGGUUACAAUUUUCGCACAUAUACUACAAAGAGAACAUCUUUGGGGAUUAUGGAGAGGCAUGACUCCGUCUAUCACCCGAUGUGUUCCCGGAGUUGGUCUUUAUUUCUCAUCACUAGAUUGGUUAAAAACUAAUUUUACAAAUGGUAACCCUAACGCACUUGAAUCUGUUGCUUUGGGUAUGGUAGCACGCAGUAUGAGCGGUGUAAUUUUAAUACCAAUCACUGUUAUUAAAACCAGAUACGAAUCUGGAAUUUAUCAAUACACCUCCAUGGGUGAUGCUUUACGUAAUAUAUACCGUACUGAAGGUAUUCGAGGCUUAACUAGCGGUUUGGGUCCAACUUUAUUGAGAGACGCCCCAUUCUCUGGUUUAUAUUUAAUGUUUUAUAACAAAAAUAAAAAGAUGGUACCACAAGAAUGGUUAAAUACACCAUACGCAGCUCCUAUUCAUUUUUCUUGUGGAGUAUCAGCUGGCAUUUGGGCCUCAUUCGUCACACAACCAUUUGAUGUAAUUAAAACAAAAAUGCAACUUUAUCCACAUAAAUAUACAAACGUUUUAUCCACCGUCGUUCAAAUUCAUAGUAAAUAUGGAGUCCAAGGAUACUUUAAAGGUAUUGUGCCCCGAAUGUUACGUCGAACAUUAAUGGCGGCACUUGCGUGGACUCUGUAUGAACAAUUGAGUCGCACGAUUGGUUUAAAAUGAUACCGUAAUCUUAUUUUAUUUUAAGUUCAUAUGACAUGAUGUCGUUUUUGUUUAAACAGCAAAAAAAUUCUAACAAUCUUUUUGAAGAUUAUUUGAAUUUAAAAAAAAGUUUCAUGUGUGUACGAAGCUGAUUAAUUCACAAGUAAGAGUUAUGUAAAUGUAUAGAUUUUUAUAAUCGUUUUUGUUUUGGGGUCAAUAAGAAGUUAUCUGUUUUUAUUCAAAUUAAUAUG